CUAGCUUCACGCUAUCUCGAGCUGCUGGAAGGACAGGGGAGAAAUGGCUGAUACCAUAGCUGACACAAGAAGGCUCUUCUCCAAGCCUCAGAACCUAAAUGACGCGUAUGGACCCCCGAGUAACUUCCUAGAGAUCGACGUGAUCAAGCCCGAGACCAUCGGGGUGGGCAGGGGCAAACACACCACGUAUGAAGUGAAACUGAAGACCAACCUACCCAUCUUUAAGCUGAAGGAGUCUCUUGUCCGGAGGCGAUACAGUGACUUCGAGUGGCUCAGAGCGGAGCUGGAGAGAGAGAGCAAGGUGGUCGUCCCUCCUCUCCCGGGAAAAGCUCUAUUCCGGCAGUUCCCGUUUCGAGGGGAUAAUGGGAUAUUUGAUGACCUCUUCAUUGAGGAGCGAAGACAGGGUUUGGAGCAGUUUCUCAACAAAGUGGCCGGUCACCCUUUAGCCCAGAACGAACGAUGCCUGCACAUGUUUCUACAGGACGAGACUUUGGACAAGACCUACACCCCAUCCAAAAUCAGACAAGCCUGAAAAGAAAAGAAAAAAACAAACAGAUGGCUCUGCUUGGCCUGGUCCGGCUCGACCCUGCUCGGCUCCGCCUGGCCCGACAACCCAAAGCUCUCUUCACUGCUCCAGGUUUCUCUCAGACAAUAAACAUUUCAAAGACAACUUCCCCUCCUCACGUCCCCCAAAAUAAUAUCGUUCACUGCCUCUUUUAGUCAAAUUAGUGACCCUGAUCGGUGUUUGUUUUCACUUUCUAAUUGGAGUCAAGAAUGUUCUACACAAUUACUGUGGUUCAAAGUAAUUUAUAGUAAUUUCUCUAUAUGUCUGGAAAUGCCACUCACAUGGAUAUAUUAUGUAUUUAUCAUUUAGCUAUGUCUUGAAUAUAUUCAUUUAUAUAGUAACAUUUGAAUAAGACUUCUAUGUAUGCAAUGCUCCUGUAAAGACCCACAUUUCCCAUCUUAUAUAUCCGAUACACCAUAGCUAGCAACUAAACACACACAUAUAUGUGAUGGGCCUUGACACUUUGUUGAUCCACCCUUCAAAAGGAAGCACGUGUAUGUGUGUGUGUGUGUAUCAACCAGCACCUGCCCAGUUAUCACAAGGAUUUUCUAGCAGGACAAAUUUAAUUUACACAGAGGGAACUGCAGUAUUUCUACGGGCUACAUGCAUUUUGAGAUUUGUAUACUGCUGUGCCAUUUUUCUUUAUUUUGAAGAUUUUCCAAUAAAACAGGUGAAAUAUC
This is a messenger RNA of Platichthys flesus (European flounder), 1245 nucleotides long. It is a transcript of the gene snx3, whose product is annotated as sorting nexin 3. Gene Ontology annotation, biological process: endocytic recycling; late endosome to Golgi transport. Gene Ontology annotation, cellular component: early endosome membrane; retromer complex. NCBI's taxonomy places the organism in Eukaryota, Metazoa, Chordata, Actinopteri, Pleuronectiformes, Pleuronectidae. The record is from RefSeq and is a predicted model, not a curated record. Bases 44 to 532 code for a protein of 162 amino acids. Gene Ontology annotation, molecular function: phosphatidylinositol-3-phosphate binding. The transcript has 4 exons.